ACAGCCACGUGACCGCUGGAGCCGCUUUGCUGCUGAAAUUUCUAUGAUGGCGGCCAGUAAUUAUUAUGGAUUUACACAUGCAGCUUCUGCAGCCGCCGGACCACAGUACAGCACCCAGCCGCCGCCCCCUGCGUAUUCCCACCCAACCACGGGCAGCUAUAACGUUCAGCCCGCCCCUGGAGUGGCCCACGCUGUCACAGCCUCAUACCCUGCAGCUACUGCCCAACCCGUUCGGCCCGCAGUGACCGCCCCCUUCCCCACCUACCAGCCCAUUCCUGCCCCGAACUACGCCUACCGCCAGCCCGAACCUUCCCAGCAACCGACGACCACCCCUCAAAGUUACCAGGUGUUACCCGAACCGGUCAGUUUUGAGACUUAUACUUACGGGCAACCACCAGCAGUCAGCAGUUACGAGAACAAGCAGUACUUUCAAACGAGCAUCACACCUGCGCAACGAACCGCAACUGAGGCCUACUUCCAGUCAGGCCUGAAAAGUGGCUACACUCCCGCGAGCACGGCGUACAGUCAGCCUCCGGUUCAAAGACAGGUUGCAACUCUGAAACCGCCACCGCCUCCUGGUUCAGUGUCCUCAAGCUACUCAAUCUACCCCACGUCAACCAGCGUUCAGCAACCUCCAACCCCCAUAUCCACUUACACACCCAGUUCUACUUUCAACUCUACAGCUGCUACAUCUUACUCUGCCGUUCUUAGCUAUUCCAGCUAUGACUCCAGCAUUUACACGUCCACACCAUCGUACUUCCAGCCGGCACAACUGGCCCAGCCGCAACCGCAGCAGCCCCCCCAACAGCAGCAAACACAACAAGCCCCCAAACCGCUCAGCAAUUCGUCCUGGAGCAACGCCAGGAGCAGCGUAGUCUCCAGUCCCGUUGUUAGCACAUACAAGAAGCCCAUGUUCCACCAGAAUAAGAUCCAGAAACCCAAAGGCCCACCAAAACAACCACAGCUGCACUACUGUGAUAUCUGCAAGAUAAGCUGCGCUGGGCCACAGACGUAUCGAGAGCACCUGGAUGGUCAGAAGCACAAGAAGAAAGAAGCGGCGCAGAAGAGCGGAAGUCAGGUGACCAAUGGACCUCGCGGCAUCCAGACGCAGCUGCGCUGUGAGUUGUGUGACGUCUCGUGCACCGGCACGGAUGCUUAUGCCGCGCACAUCCGCGGAGCCAAGCACCAAAAGGUGGUGAAGUUACACACCAAGCUUGGCAAACCUAUACCUUCCACAGAGCCAGUUUUCGUAAGCUCUGCCCUUGUUACCACUACGAUGACUACUGGCAAAACAGUGGCUGCCACGGCAACAGCUCCAACCCCAACUGCUGUGCCGCGCAAGACACCAGUGGCAACUCCUUCCAAAGCCACACCACCUCCUGCGAAGAAACCCGCCCCUGUUAAAGUUACCGUUGCUGUGAAUAAAACAUCUUCAGCAGCUCCUGUAAAGAUAGAGGAGGUGAAGCCACUCAUGAUGAAGAUGGACCCUAUGAGUGAUGAUGAGGAUGGUGACAGUACAGGACCUCAGGGAGACAUUCAGCCUGUAGGACACGAUUAUGUAGAAGAGGUUCGUAAUGAUGAUGGUAAGGUGAUUCGCUUCCACUGCAAACUGUGUGAAUGCAGUUUUAACGACCCCAACGCUAAAGACAUGCACCUGAAGGGCCGCAGACACAGGUUGCAGUAUAAGAAAAAAGUGAAUCCAGACCUCCCAGUGGAGAUAAAGCUCAGUAAUCGAGCUCGGAAACUUCUAGAAGUCAAACUGAGGAAACAGAAACAGAAAUCUGUGCUGAAGAGACAACAAGAGGACGAGCAGCGCUGGCACAUGGAAAUGAGGAGGUACGAGGAGGACCUGUACUGGAGGAGGCUGGAGGAGGAUCAGUUAUACUGGGGGGAGGGGCCGAAAUAUAGAAUGGCCCCGCCCCCUCUCAUGGGCCGGCCCAGUGUGCCCGUGCCCCCCCUACUGCCGGUUCGGAGGCCGGACACCCCCGAUGACCGCCACAUCAUGGCCAAACACUCCGCCAUCUACCCCAUGGAGGAGGAACUUCAGGCCGUGCAGCGAAUCGUGUCACAUUCUGAGCGCGCUCUCAAGCUGGUGUCUGAUUCGCUGCUGGAGGAGGCGGCGUCCACCUCAGACGACAUCACAGACAAACACUCGGAGUGUCAGGCUCGUGUUCUGAAAGGAGUGAUGCGUGUGGGAAGCCUCGCUAAAGGUCUUCUUCUGCGUGGUGACCGCAACGUCCAACUCAUCCUGCUUGCAGCCAAGAAACCAACUGUAUUGUUGCUGAAAACCGUCGCGGAACAGCUGCCCAAACAGCUAGCGAGCUUUUCUGAAGAUCAGUAUGAGGUGCAGGUGCACACUGAAGAAGCCAGCAUCAUCAUUUUAUCAAGCAAGGAACCAAAAAUGCAGGUCACCAUCUCUCUAACAUCACCAGUGAUGCGUGAAGACCCCGCCCCCAACAUGGAGAAAGUUCCAGAGAAGGACCCUCCAGAUGUUCUCAACAGGACCAAGUGCCUUGAGUAUCUAGCAGCUCUCCGUCAUGCUAAAUGGUUUCAGGCUCGGGCUAAUGGUCUUCAGUCCUGCGUGAUCAUUAUACGCGUUCUGCGCGACCUGUGUCAACGUGUACCUACCUGGGGCAAGAUGCCCGACUGGGCCAUGGAGCUGCUUGUAGAAAAGGCCAUUAGCAGUGCGUCAGGACCCCUCAGUCCAGGAGAAGCUCUGCGGAGAGUUCUGGAAUCCAUCGCCACUGGAAUCCUCCUACCAGAUGGUCCUGGUCUUCUUGACCCUUGUGAGAAAGGUCAAACAGAUGUUCUGGGGAGCUUGUCGAAACAAUCCAGAGAGAAUGUGACCAUGAGUGCCCAGCACGCAUUGCGACUGCUGGCUUUCCGUCAAAUCCAUGAAGUUCUCGGGAUGGGCUCCUUACCCGUCUCCAAAGCUGGAGCUCGAAACCGCAAGAGACGAAGAGAAGGCAGUGACAACGGAGAGGGAGAAGGCGAAGGAAAGAAAGACAAAAAGGACGAUUCUCAAAAUGCUUGAAAGUUGGCGAAGUCAACGUAAUCCUAAAAAUAAAAAUUAUUAUAUUCUUUUUUUUUUAAUGUACAAAUAUCACUCAAAGAGAAGAAAAAUGCUAGACUUGAUUGUUUCGUUUGUCAAAAGAAGGAAAAGAGAUGGACAAAAAAGUAGUUGUUCCCCUUUUAUGAUGUAACGUGUCUUGUAUUACAUCUGAGCUGAAAAAAGAUCGAAAUGCUACUAACAUUUAAAUGCCGUGAACGCAUUCCAUUUUCAGUGAAAUGGGUUACGGCUAAAUGUUACUAGAGAUAAGCAACUGACCUGCAUCUUAUAUUAACAGCUACUUAACAUCACUUUUGCUCUAUUAGGCACUUUCACAUAUUAAUAGCACUUAAUUAAAAGCUUUAACCAUCACGAUACAGGCCAGUCUUUUGUAAUGUUUACAUAUACAGUGUGUGAUAUAUACAGUGGCAAGAAAAAGUAUGUGAACUUCCUUUGGAAUUAGUUGUGCAUUAAUUGGUCAUAAAAUGUGAUCUCAUCUUCAUCAAAGUCUAGACAAACAAUGUGCUUAAGCUAACAACACACAAACAGUUAUAAUCUUUCAUGUCUUUACUGAGCACAUCCCAUUAAACAUUCACAGUGCUGUGGAAAAAGUAGGUGAACUCUUGGAUUUAAUAACUGCUAUGGCCCUUUUUACGCCAUACGUAGUGAUAAGUGUUCUUCCCAAACAAUUCAACCUUAAUUUCAUCAGUCCAUCACUUUCAAGUAGCGUUGUGGAGUGUCAAGGUUGUCUUUGGCAAACUUCAGGCGUGCAGCAGUGUUUUUGUUGGAAAGCAGCGGCUUCCUUCGUGGUGUCCUGCCAUGGACACCAUGCAUGUUCAGUGUCUUUCAUAUAGUAGGCUCGUGAACAGAGAUGUUAACCAGUUCCAGUUCCUUCAAGUCUUUAUCUGUCACUCUAGGGUCCGUUUAUACCUCAUUGAGCAUUCUGCGGUGUGCCCUUUGAGUCAUCUUGGCUGGACGGCCACUUCUAGAGAGAGUACCUAUAGUACUAAAUCAUCUCCAUUUAUAGACAGUUUGUCUAACUGUGGACAGAUGAAUAUCUAAGCUCUUCUAGAUAUAUUUGUAAUGCCUUCCAGCUUCAUACAAAGCAACUAUUCUUGAUUGUAGGUCUUCUUAGAUCUCAUUUUUUCGAGGCACUGUCUACGUUAGCGGAUGCUUCUCGUGAAUAGCAAAUUCAAAAUGUUUGAGUAUGUUUUAUAAGUCAAAGUAGCUCUAACCCACACCAGGUUUGCCAACUCCUGACUCUAAUUAGCUUCUGUUGACGUCAUUAGCCUAGGGGUUCACAUACUUUUUCCAGCCUGCACUGUGAAUGUUUGAAUGAUGUGUUCAAACUGUACAAGAACAAUACUAUUUGUGUGUUAUUAGUUAAACAGAUUGUGUUUGUUCUUUAUUGUAAUUUAGAUGACGUUCAAACCAGAUUUUAAGACAAAUUUAUACAUAAAUGAAGGUAAUUCCAAAGGGUUCACAUACUUUUUCUUGCCACUGUAUAUACACAUGCAGUGGGGUCCAAAUGUCUGAGAUCACUAGAGAAAAUGCUUCUAUUUUUCAUUUUUCCAGUUUUUUAAUUACAAAUUAUAUUAUUAGCGUAACAAUUUGAUUGAAAAGGUUAAUUAAAAAAACAUCAAUUUCAGAUUUUCUUAAUGUCCCCUUUUGCUUUUAAAUGACAAAAUGCACUUGAACUGGCAUGAUUCAUGUGCAUUUUUCGUGUUAUUCGAUAAGAAUUCAGAAUAUUCCAGUGAGCAUCAUGUUUGCUUCCAUAGAAACCGUAAGAACAUUUGCAACAAUUUUUUAAUUAGUGACAGUUUUAAAUCUUCCAGAAUUCUAAAAUAUUUGAUCUACAGGUUUAAAUUAGAUUUUGAGUCCUUGAUUUUCAAAAUGGUCCCAGACUUUUGGAUUUUAUUUGAUAUAUGAUUAUAUAAUACUUUAUAAUAAUAUUAUGUAUGAUGUGAAUGCAAAGAAAUAAGUUCCUCUAUUGUGUAUCUUAAAGAAAAUGGUUUUAAAAUGAAAAGCUAAUAACGUCUUUAUUAAUAAGCUGUUUAAAGCAACACAGAAUCAGGAAGUAUAUUCUGCUGUGCUUUUUGUGUUUUUUUUGUUUUUUUUAAUAACGUUACACUGGAUUUGUACAAGUUAAAAAGAUCAGAUUUAUAAUUCAUCAUACAACUACAUUUAAUCAUAGAGCGCACAAAAAUAGAUUUUCAUAACUUCGUGAGUGCUGCAAUCAUUAUUUGAUUUGCGUUGUUGUGUAGCGAAUAAUCAUUUGUCAUUUUAACGUUGAGAAACUGGUGUUUCAACAGGGUAAAGGUGUUGUUCUCGAAAUGAACAACACAUACAAAACGUACUUCUGUGGUUCUUCACUCGUGCUUGCGGUAAAGUUCAAACGAGCAAUUUAAAGUGCUUGAAAUGUGAAAUAAGGAGGUGAAUUUCCAGUUCUUCAUAUUGCAAUAUAAUCUAAUGUAAUACCUCUCUAUUCGUACAUUUUUAUAAGAGGAAAAUCUUAAGAGAGAUGCACAUUGUUGUGCGGUUUGCUAGGAAGAUUGCUAUUAAUAUAUUUAAUUAUUAGUAGUAUAUUGAUUAUCUCUGUCGCUUGAAUUACGUUCUGCCACCUUUUCAAUGUAUAAUGCAAAAAUUUACCCUGCAUUUUAAAAGUAUUCCUGCUGUGUGUUUGUUAUCGUUUGUAGGAAUGUGAAAAUAACAGUGUGAACUUUUAUUUGAAUAUCUAUAUAGUGCUGCUUCACUAAAUAAAUAUAUAAAACUA
This is a messenger RNA of Myxocyprinus asiaticus (Chinese sucker), 5822 nucleotides long. RefSeq names its product zinc finger RNA-binding protein-like. Gene Ontology annotation, cellular component: precatalytic spliceosome. The coding region runs from base 44 to 3034 and encodes 996 amino acids. The transcript has 19 exons. Gene Ontology annotation, molecular function: zinc ion binding; single-stranded RNA binding; double-stranded RNA binding. The record is from RefSeq and is a predicted model, not a curated record. Lineage: Eukaryota; Metazoa; Chordata; Actinopteri; Cypriniformes; Catostomidae.